Molecule: messenger RNA, 2521 nt
Organism: Solanum dulcamara
Lineage: Eukaryota; Viridiplantae; Streptophyta; Magnoliopsida; Solanales; Solanaceae
Exons: 5
Coding region: 158-2230 (690 amino acids)
Molecular function (GO): metal ion binding; phosphatidylinositol binding
Source: RefSeq, a predicted model, not a curated record
UCUAAUCAAUCAAAAUUCUAUAUUCUCUCUUUCAAGUCUCAUCCAAAUUCUCAAAUUUUACGAAAAGAAGAUAAAACUAUAGGAUAAAAAAGAAAUAUAUAUAUAUUGAUUGUGAGGUAAAUUUAAUUUAAUAACCCACCAAAUCGAUGCUUAAAUAAUGGAGCCCCAUCGUAAUUCGGAUUCUAACUUUUCUACUCGAGGAGAAGUUGAUCCUUCUUCGACUUCUUUUUCUAGGGUUUCUAAUCCACUUAUUCAAUCGGACUGUAGUAAGUUUGGAGAUAACAGAGGCCUGGAUGAUUUUGUGCCAGUCAUAGGUUCAAACAUUGUAAAAACGGGUAAGCAUGAAGAAUAUAACAGAGAAGCUGUACACCUAAGGAAUGAAAUUCCCGAGAACACAAGUUCUAUGAGUCGUCUAGAUACUCAAGCAGAGGAACUUUUCAGUAAACAGUCAUUUCAAGACACUCGAGAAGCUAGUGAGAGGUAUCAUAUGGACGGCUGGAAAGAGGAAUUUGAAGAAGAUUCUACAACCUUGAGACAGAAAAAUAAUUUGAGGUGUUCUGAGAAGAUUAUUAGCAGCAAUUGGGAUGAAAGAGGAAAGUGUGGUUCCGAAUCAUUUGGUCAAACUGCAGGUCACAUAAACAACGAGAAGAGUUAUAUCAUGGGCAAGCCAGUGGGUGGACGGCAAGAAACUGAUCAUGAUUCACCUUUGAGCGCAAAAGAAAGCUUUGAGAAGGAGGGACACACAACUUAUGGAAUGGUUAAAGCUGAAGUCUCUAAUGUUAAUUUAAUUCAACAGACUAAUGAAACUGACGUAAAAAGAAAUUUUCGGUACCAACAAUUAACUGAAAGUAUAGAAUGUGAAACUCGGUCAUCUCAAAAUGUAGAAGAAAGUAUGUGCCACCAAAAUCAAGAAAAAUAUUUCUGCUACGAUUCCCCACUUUUUGGUGAAACUGGGGCUUGGAUACCUGUAUCAGUUCCUCCAAUGUCGGAGAGUGAGCAUGAUGAAUGGAGUAGAGGCUUCUGCUCAAAUGGGGGGUACCUCCCUGAAGGUGACACAGAUUGGAAUCAGUGCAUGGGGGAAGACAAGGAGUUGACCAUGUGGGAUGUGGUUCUGGAUAUGUUGCUUGCAGCACGAGGAAAAGUGCAUUCUCUUGCGUCUGGUGAUAUAGUAGGUAACAUGUCGUGGAUAUCAAGCCAUCUCAUUGAGCAGGCUUGGAAAGAGAUGGCUCAAACCCUCACAGAAGCUAAUUUUGGUAAUGCCCAGGAAAUUCUUGAGUCAGAUCCUCCCAAAUGGUUGCCUGACAGUGUAUCUUCCACUUGUAUGUUAUGUAAUGUGCGGUUCCACCCUAUCAUGUGCAGCAGGCAUCAUUGUCGAUUUUGUGGAGGAUUAUUUUGCAAUGAAUGUACUAAAGGAAGGAGUUUGCUCCCUGAAAAAUUUCGCACUGGGGAACCGCAACGAGUAUGUGAUGUAUGUUGUGUACGUCUUGAAUCUGUGCAACCAUACCUAAUGGAUCAAGUAAGCCGUGCUGCUCAGUUGCCAACCCAUGACCUAACUGACUUGAGCACAUUGAGAUCCUGGGUAAACUUCCCGUGGGGACAGUCAAUGGAAUACGAAAUUUAUAAGGCCGCUAACACUAUUCGGGGAUAUGAAAAGAUUGGUUUAUUGAGUUCUGAGAAGAAAAUUCCAGAAGCCAUUCUACAAAAUGCAAGAGGCCUUGCCAUACUUACGGUCGUGAAAGUUGGAGUGAUGGUAACCUACAACAUCGGAACUGGAUUGGUAAUUGCACGUAGAGAAGAUGGUUCGUGGUCUCCCCCCUCAGCCAUUUCUUCUUUCGGUGUGGGAUGGGGUGCUCAGGCUGGUGGAGAACUUACUGACUUCAUUAUUGUUCUGAGAACUACUGAUGCUGUCAAGACUUUUGGUGGUGAUGCGCAUCUUUCAGUUGGAGCUGGUGUGAGUGCUGCUGCCGGGAUCAUUGGACGAACUGCUGAAGCUGAUCUUCGUGCCGGUACUGGCGGCUAUGCUGCUUGUUGUACAUACAGCUGCAGUAAAGGUGCCUUCGUGGGGUGUUCUCUACAAGGGAGUAUUGUGACUACCCGAACACGAGAAAACUCCAGAUUUUAUGGUAGCCAAUCGAUGAAAGCUUCAGAAAUUCUCCUUGGCUCGUUGCCUAGGCCCCCUGCUGCAGCCGCCCUAUAUCGUGCACUCGCCGAUUUAUACCAGAACCUCUGAAGGUCGCAUGCGUCUUAAAGUGUUGUACAUAAUGUUUGGGUUGGAAAUUUGGAGUUUGAUUACUGCUAUUCUUUGUGAAUUAUGAUCAUAUAGAUAUAGUGAUUUGUACAGUCUGGCAGAAAGAUAAAAUUGUAAUUGUUAUCAUGAUCUUUGCUGGGAGAAUACCCGAGCUCAAGAAUCUAAUUGGCAAUUUGGAAUUCAAUUUGGAAAUUGAAAAAAUGGAUGAAAAGAAUUAGACAAUGUUUAAUCCAAUUAUUCUUGAUAACCCCAAUUCUAGAUUUGUAUUUGAAA